Molecule: messenger RNA, 2885 nt
Organism: Acanthopagrus latus (yellowfin seabream)
Lineage: Eukaryota; Metazoa; Chordata; Actinopteri; Spariformes; Sparidae
Gene: hibadha
Product: 3-hydroxyisobutyrate dehydrogenase a
Exons: 8
Coding region: 90-1079 (329 amino acids)
Biological process (GO): L-valine catabolic process
Cellular component (GO): mitochondrion
Molecular function (GO): 3-hydroxyisobutyrate dehydrogenase activity; NADP binding; NAD binding
Source: RefSeq, a predicted model, not a curated record
UGGAAAUCACAGGCAAUCAUAACAGUUCCCGUUUGGCUUUCCUGGACUUGACAGCUGUCACUGUACGCCGAGGUCAAGGGGAAAGAAGCAUGGCUGCGUUGUUUAGAGGGUCGAGAAAUGUUUUGCUAAGGUGGAACAAGCAUGUCGACCUCGCCUUCGUGUCGUCACGAUCAAUGGCUUCAAAAACCCCUGUGGGGUUUGUUGGUCUGGGAAAUAUGGGCACUCCCAUGGCCAAAAACCUGUUAAAGAACGGAUAUCCUGUUAUCGCCACUGACGUCUUUCCUGGAUCUUGCAAGGAGCUGCAGGACGUUGGUGCCCAGGUAGUAGACUCUCCAGCAGAGGUGGCAGAGAAGGCAGACCGCAUCAUCACAAUGCUUCCCUCCAGUCCCAACGUCAUAGAAGUCUACACAGGCCCUAAUGGCAUCCUCAAGAAGGUGAAGAAGGGAACGCUGUUGAUUGACUCCUCUACCAUCGACCCUUCGGUCUCAAAAGAGAUGGCCCUCGCGGCGGAGAAGAUGGGGGCCGUGUUCAUGGAUGCUCCAGUGUCAGGAGGUGUCGGAGCUGCCAGCAUGGCCAAACUGACGUUCAUGGUAGGUGGAGUGGAGGAGGAAUACAACGCUGCACAGGAGCUGCUCACCUGCAUGGGAGCCAAUGUCGUGUACUGUGGACAGGUCGGCACUGGACAGGCAGCUAAGAUCUGCAACAACAUGCUCCUGGCCAUUGGGAUGAUUGGGACUGCAGAGACCAUGAACCUCGGCAUCAGACUGGGUUUAGACCCCAAGCUAUUGGCAAAGAUCCUCAACAUGUCCUCAGGUCGUUGCUGGUCCAGCGACACGUACAACCCGGUUCCCGGUGUCAUGGAGGGAGUCCCCUCAGCCAACAACUACCAGGGCGGAUUUGGAACCACGCUAAUGGCCAAGGAUCUGGGUUUGGCUCAAAACACUGCCACCAACACUAAGACACCCAUCCCUCUGGGCUCCCUCGCCCACCAGAUCUUUCGAGUCAUGUGCUCCCGUGGCUACGCUAACAAGGACUUCUCAUCUGUCUUCCAAUUCCUACGUGAGGAGGAAGGCCAGUGAACGGAGGGGGAUGUUACCACACACACACACACACACACACACACACACACACACAUACAUACAUACAUAUACGCACCACCACCACACACCCCAGUGCCCCUUAUCCCACUAUGCUCAGGAGAGACUAAGGCCUUGCCCUCAGGCACAGAUCUGUGAUCCAAUUAACAUACUGUAUGUCGACGCAUGUCCCCUCGUUGCAUUAGCCGAAUCAUAUUUUCAGUUCACAGCUCUCCCUCUGCGUGGGGGAAAUGCUAAAACUGACCUUAGAUCAGUAUCUAGAGACAAAGCAACUCUCUUCGCAGUCUGAGAGGCCAGAGUGUAAAAUAAGAAGCAGGAUGAGGCACUGCAGGUUCACAUGUAACGAUGCAAAUAACAUGGGUGUUUUUCAAGGAUGAUUGAUGACUAUUAAGUGCAUGAUUGUUCAGAGUUUUGCUUUUGCCUGGUACCCAAACGGCUCAGACCUGCCCUUUUCAAAUGAAAGAGGACAAGAAAAGAAAAACAAGCCACAGUAAGGACUCACAUAUUGAUGGAAAUGUCAUUGAAGAGACAGUGCAAGAGAGUGCAGAGUUAGAUUUCCCUUUCUCCAACAGAACAAAAUCCCAUAUUCACAGCACUACACAAAAUGCUGCUUUUCCACUGCAGGUUACGGCCCGACUCACCUGUACCAGGUACUUCUGUCUUGCUCUUUUACUACCUUCCUACCUGAUCGUCACAGCGGAGUUGCGACCCCCUUCACUUUCCCAACAUUUAGAAAACAGCUCACAGGAACUUUGCUAUGGUCCUGAGAAGCCUUUAUUCACCUGCACUGUACAUUUACUGCUGAACUAACAACCUCACUGUUAAUCUGCUAAUCUGCCGACACUGACCGUCACUCUCUGCCGUUCGCUCUCUCACUCAGCACACACACACAACCUACAUUACUCUGAUAAUGUUUAAUGUCACCUUUUAGUAUUGGGUUAGCUAAUUAGAAACCACAACUGAGGCGAUACAAGAUAUGAGAUAUGAGUCGAGUCGUGCCGCUGCCUGCAGCGAAUAAACAGCUCAAGGAAACCAAAACAGGCCGCGGUGUCGGCUCAAAGUUUGCUUGUUUUGUUACAUUUGUCAGUAUUUGGCAGGAAGCUGUUCAUCCUGCCAGCAUACAUAUUUUUAUUUGUUGAUUUUCAGUCAUUCACUUUGUUGUUUACCUCUUGAAUACACCUCAGUUACAAUAGUUUCAGUCUUUUGGUACAUUUAAGUCGCCACUGAAUCACUGAAUCGACCAGUUCUGCUUCGGUUUAAAUACUGUGAUAUACUAUAUCCUGUUAUUUUUGCACUGUGUGCAUCGCAGAGCGAUGUGCCGGGCCAUUUUGAUACAGUUACAGAAUAUCUUUACACUUACCUCUCUUCUCUACAGUCCUCAUCUGCUUAUCGAGCCACUGGAGUAUUAUUUUGUGACCAACACUGUUUAAAGUUUAUACUGUUCACUACAGAAUGUUGUUCUCGCUGUCAAGCACUUUCUCUUGGCCGUUUUUACUUUAUCAGCAUGUCCACAGAUAUUUCUCCUCUCUCGCUCUCUCUCUCUUUCUUUCUCUCUCUCCCAGCUUGCAAGACAUCUGUGUAAAGUGUACGUGAGGAAUGGUUCCUCCCUGCUCUGAGCAAAUGUACAUAUUGUAUAUUUCAUAUUGUUGUGUAGUAUUGAAGAGGAAUAUAAAUGGACUGUCACUUUUUUUUCUAGUAAAAUUCAUUAAUAGUGUCUACAGUUUGUCGUUGCUCUGUGAAGCAGAUCCUCAGUCACGCUGUAGCCUAAAAUAAAAGAUGUUCUGUGUA